This is a messenger RNA of Acomys russatus (golden spiny mouse), 3411 nucleotides long. It is a transcript of the gene Sart3, whose product is annotated as spliceosome associated factor 3, U4/U6 recycling protein. The transcript is spliced from 19 exons. Gene Ontology annotation, biological process: RNA processing. Bases 129 to 3074 code for a protein of 981 amino acids. Gene Ontology annotation, molecular function: protein binding; RNA binding. The record is from RefSeq and is a predicted model, not a curated record. NCBI's taxonomy places the organism in Eukaryota, Metazoa, Chordata, Mammalia, Rodentia, Muridae.
CCGAGGCUCUCCGUGCCGCCUUGGGUGGUGACCAAGCGGAGUUUUGAUCAGGCGCACGCCGCGGACAGCCCGAUGCUCGCCCGGCUUCGGCGGGCGAGGGAAGACCCGAGAGUCGCAGGCUGCGCAAGAUGGCGACGGUGGCCGCAUCCUCGGCGUCCGAGCCGGAGGUUGAGCCCCAGGCCAGGCCCGAGGCGGAGGGAGAGGAGGAUGAGACGAAGGCAGCCGGCGUGGGGAGGAAGGCGCUGUCCCGCGCUGUGGCCGCGGAGGCGGCUAAGACCAAGGGCCCAGAGUGGGACCUGCAUCCGCAGGAAGGCGUGAGCGAGAGCGACGGGGAUGAGGAGGACGCCAUGGCUUCCUCGGCCGAGAGCUCCCCGGGCGAGGACGAAUGGGAGUACGACGAGGAGGAGGAGAAGAACCAGCUGGAGAUCGAGCGGCUGGAGGAGCAGCUGUCCAUCAAUGCCUAUGACUACAACUGCCACGUGGAGCUCAUCAGGCUGCUGCGGCUGGAAGGGGAGCUCAACAAAGUGAGGAUGGCCCGCCAGAAGAUGAGUGAGACCUUCCCCCUGACUGAAGAGCUCUGGCUGGAGUGGCUGCACGAUGAAAUCAGCAUGGCUGUGGACGGCCUGGACCGCGAGCACGUGUACGAGCUCUUCGAGCGAGCCGUGAAGGACUACAUCUGUCCGAACAUUUGGCUAGAGUAUGGCCAAUACUCUGUUGGUGGCAUUGGCCAGAAAGGCGGCCUUGAGAAGGUCCGCUCUGUGUUUGAAAGAGCUCUGUCAUCUGUUGGCUUACACGUGACGAAAGGCCUGGCCAUCUGGGAGGCCUACCGGGAGUUUGAAAGUGCCAUUGUGGAAGCUGCUCGGCCCGUAGCUGCCUUCCUUUCCCCUACUGACCGGGAACAAACCUUUGAUUCACAGCUGGAGAAAGUGCACAGCCUCUUCCGGCGGCAGCUGGCGAUCCCACUGUUUGAUAUGGAGGCCACCUUCGCAGAGUAUGGAGAGUGGUCAGAAGACCCCAUACCAGAGCCUGUACUUCAGAGCUACCAGAAGGCGCUGGGGCAGCUGGAGAAGUACAAGCCGUACGAGGAAGCGCUGUUGCAAGCAGAGGCUCCAAGGCUGGCGGAAUACCAAGCGUACAUCGAUUUUGAAAUGAAAAUUGGGGAUCCUGCUCGCAUUCAGUUGAUCUUUGAGCGUGCCCUGGUGGAGAACUGCCUGGUCCCAGACUUAUGGAUCCGCUACAGUCAGUACCUAGAUCGACAGCUGAAAGUCAAGGACUUGGUUUUGUCUGUGCACAGCCGUGCUGUGAGGAACUGCCCCUGGACAGUUGGGCUGUGGAGCCGUUACCUCUUGGCCAUGGAGAGACAUGGAGUGGACCAUCAAACCAUUUCUGCGACCUUUGAGAACGCUCUGAGUGCUGGCUUCAUCCAGGCCACUGACUAUGUGGAGAUCUGGCAGGUGUACCUGGACUACCUGAGGAGAAGGGUCGACUUCAGACAAGACUCUAGCAAGGAGCUGGAAGAGCUGCGGUCCAUGUUCACUCGUGCUCUGGAGUAUCUGCAGCAAGAGGUGGAGGAGCGGUUCAGCGAGAGUGGAGAUCCGAGCUGCGUGAUCAUGCAGAGCUGGGCUAGGAUUGAGGCUCGCCUGUGCAAUAACAUGCAAAAAGCCCGUGAGCUGUGGGACAGCAUCAUGACCAGAGGGAAUGCCAAGUUCGCGAACAUGUGGCUGGAGUAUUACAGCCUGGAACGGGCACAUGGGGACACGCAGCACUGUCGGAAGGCUCUGCACCGGGCUGUCCAGUGCACCACUGACUACCCUGAGCAUGUCUGUGAGGUGUUGCUCACCAUGGAGAGGACAGAAGGAACAUUGGAAGAUUGGGAUGUGGCCAUUCAGAAAACAGAAACGCGUUUGGCUCGUGUGAAUGAGCAAAGAAUGAAGGCUGCAGAGAAGGAAGCGGCUCUGGUACAGCAGGAAGAGGGAAGGGCCGAGCAGAGGAAGAAGGUGCGGGCCGAGAGGAAAGCCCUGAAAAAGAAGAAAAAGGCCCGAGUUGCAGACAAACGCAAGGCGGAGGAGGAGGAGGACAGAGAGUGGGGCGAAGAGGAGGAAGAGCAGCCUUCCAAGCGCAGGAAGCUGGAGAACAGUUUGGCUUCUGGAGCGGCUUCGGCUGUGGAGGAGAAAACAGAGCUCUCUGGGGGAUGCUUAACGAUAGACGUUGGUCCUCCUUCCAAGCAGAAAGAGAAGGCAGCCUCCCUCAAGAGGGACAUGCCCAAGGUGGCUCACGACAGCAGUAAGGACAAUGUCACCGUCUUUGUCAGCAACCUGCCCUACAGCAUCGAAGAGCCAGAGGUGAAGCUCAGACCUCUGUUUGAGGCCUGUGGGGAGGUGGUCCAGAUCAGGCCCAUCUUCAGCAACCGUGGGGACUUCCGGGGCUACUGCUACGUGGAGUUUAAAGAGGAGAAGUCAGCCCGACAGGCCCUGGAGCUGGACAGGAAGAAUGUGGAAGGAAGGCCAAUGUUUGUGUCCCCCUGUGUGGAUAAGAGCAAAAACCCCGAUUUUAAGGUGUUCAGAUACAGCACCACCCUGGAGAAACACAAGCUCUUCAUCUCGGGCCUGCCCUUCUCCUGCACCAGAGACGAACUGGAAGACAUCUGCAAGGCCCACGGCACCGUGAAGGACCUCAGGCUGGUGACCAACAGGGCUGGCAAGCCAAAGGGCCUGGCCUACGUGGAAUAUGAAAACGAGGCGCAGGCGUCCCAGGCUGUCAUGAAGAUGGACGGCAUGACUGUCAAGGAGAAUGUCAUUAAGGUGGCUAUCAGCAAUCCCCCGCAGCGGAAAGCUCCAGAGAAGCCGGAAGUGAGGACAGCACCUGGAGCCCCCAUGGUGCCCCGGCAGAUGUAUGGAGCGCGCGGGAAGGGAAGGACACAGCUGGCUCUUCUUCCUCGGGCGCUGCAGCGCCAGAGUGCUGCUCCUCAGGCUGAGAACGGCCCAGCUCCGGGGCCAGCAGGCUCCACCUCUGUGGCCACCGAGGCUCCUAAGAUGUCCAAUGCUGAUUUUGCGAAGUUGCUUCUGAGAAAGUGAGCAGGACUCUGUGAGAUGGGAAAUGCCUUACUUACUCCUUUGUGCUGGCCAGGCCGGCGCUGCGGGCCCUGGAGACAAGGGCUGGGCUCUCACCUGGGCUCCCACAGGCUCUCCUCUGGUAUAGACGGGAAGGGAAAGCCCAUACUGAGCAUGGCGGUGAGGAAUGUUCCCUCACAUUGAGGGCGGAGGCCAACCACUCUACAGGCUGUCCCAAGGUACUUCAGUGUCCUAACUAACAAGGAGGGAACCUGGUUUUGGGGACCCACUUGUCCUGAUGCUUUCACCACCUCUGGCCCUUUUUCUACGAACUCCCUUCCCCAGCCCCACAUGGCCCGCG